UUAAACAUUUUAUACAACAAACAUUGUUAAAAUGAACUAUUUUGUAAUUAUAAGUAUAUCUGAAUUAUGAAGUUAAAAAAAAAAACAAUUCACUUUUUUCGAUACCAGUGUCAACGUUGGUGGAUAUUUUUUGAAACAAACAUUGUUUGAAAAAUUGAGUCAUCUUUUUUUCCACCACUAGAAAAUUGACAACAUUUUAUUUAUAUUUCUUAAUAUUUUUGUUUGUUCUAUAUAAAUUUUUUUUUUUUUUUAUAAAAGUCAAUCACGUAUUUGACAUUUGUUAUUCAUUGUAAGUUUAUACUAGAGACAAAUUGGGUCAGAAAUUUUUUUGACAGGUUAGGUUUACUCAAAAAUCCUCACACAUAUAUACACAAUACACACACGCACAAAAGGGAAACGUCAGAACUUUAAAAAAACCGGACUAAAAUUGAUUUAUGGUUUUUUUUAAAAAUGAUGGUGCCGGCAGUGAUAUUUCUAGGUUAAUAAAUUUUGUGUGAUUUUAAUAAUUGUAAGAAGAUUAAGUGAAAAUUUAAAAAAAAAAAUGGACAAUAGAAUUGCGAUAUUUGAUCCGGACGAAGAAGAGGUUAACAAUGAAAUUUUCAACGACAUUGAACCAGUUCCAUGGGUUAACGAUGAGGCAAAUUAUGAUUUGGAUGAUAUCAACAUGUUUUUCCAUAGGGUAGAUUCUGAUCAAAUUAUUUAUCAGGAGAAAAAGAAGAAAUGCAAAUUUAUUGGAAAAUAUGUUAUGGGCGAUUUACUCGGUGAAGGGAGUUAUGGAAAAGUAAAAGAGAUGCUUUGCUCUGAAACACUUUGCAGGAGAGCUGUAAAAAUAUUAAAGAAACGAAAACUUCGAAGGAUACCCAAUGGAGAAAGCAACGUACAAUCGGAGAUCCGAUUAUUAAGAAAAUUGAAACACAAAAAUGUAAUUGAUCUCGUUGAUGUAUUAUACAAUGAUGAGAAGGAGAAAAUGUAUCUAGUUAUGGAAUUUUGUGUAGGAGGUCUUCAGGAUAUGUUGGAAAGUUCACCGUAUAAAAAAUUUCCCCUAUGGCAAGCUCAUGGUUAUUUUUCUCAAUUAUUGGAUGGAUUGGAAUAUCUUCAUGGUACAGGAAUUGUUCAUAAGGACAUUAAACCGGGAAAUCUUCUCUUGACACUUGAUGGAACUCUUAAAAUCAGCGAUUUUGGAGUUGCUGAGGCGUUAGACAUGUUUGCCAAAGAUGACACAUGUACAACAGGACAAGGUUCACCAGCUUUUCAACCUCCUGAAAUAGCAAAUGGCUGUGACACGUUUGCAGGUUUUAAAGUAGAUAUAUGGAGUAGUGGUGUAACAUUAUAUAAUUUUACAACUGGUAUUUAUCCUUUCGAAGGGGAUAAUAUUUAUAAAUUAUAUGAAAAUAUUGGAAAAGGUGUUUACACAAUACCAUCGGAAAUUGAAAAUUCAUUAAAAUCACUUUUAAUGGGAAUGUUGGAAAAAGAUGUUGACAGAAGGUUUUCCCUACAAGAAAUAAGAAGACAUCCUUGGAUUAUAAGUAGACCGUCAAAAACAUUAGAAGAAGUGCCAAUACCUCCACUUCGAGGUGAUGAAUGGCAUACAAUGACUGCACUGCCGUACCUGAUGGAACAUCAUUAUGGAACUGAUAAUAAUUCUACAUAUUUUACCGAACAUCAGCUCAAUGAGGAACGAAGACUUCAAGAAUUGGAGGAUGUAAGUGGCGAUAUUAGAAGUACUUCAAAUAGUCAUAAUGGCAAGGCAAAUAAUCAUCAAAAUAAACGAAGAUGGCGUAAAACAAUAUCGUGUAUAAAUGUAAGAAAAUUUCCAUCAUGUAAAACAUCGUGAUUCAAUUUUUAUUUUAGUUUUUAUUAUGUUAUUUACUUCAUUUGACUGUGCUAGUCAAUUUUAUUUCUUAUUUACUGGCACUUUGACAGUACUGCGAAUUGUCAAAAAUGACAUUAUUCGCGAUAGAGAGAGA
Molecule: messenger RNA, 1967 nt
Organism: Leptopilina boulardi
Lineage: Eukaryota; Metazoa; Arthropoda; Insecta; Hymenoptera; Figitidae
Gene: Lkb1
Product: serine/threonine-protein kinase STK11
Exons: 6
Coding region: 542-1834 (430 amino acids)
Biological process (GO): protein phosphorylation; regulation of cell growth; glucose homeostasis
Cellular component (GO): cytoplasm
Molecular function (GO): protein serine/threonine kinase activity; protein kinase activator activity; ATP binding
Source: RefSeq, a predicted model, not a curated record